AUGGGUGCUUCCGUGUCUAAGAUAAUGGGGAAGAUUUUCGGCACCAAGGAGAUGCGAAUCUUGAUGCUGGGUUUGGAUGCAGCUGGAAAAACCACAAUUCUCUACAAAUUGAAACUCACCAAUCAGGAUGUCACCACGAUUCCCACCGUCGGCUUCAACGUCGAGAGCGUUACAUAUAAAAAUGUCAAGUUCAACGUCUGGGAUGUCGGUGGUCAGGACAAGAUUCGGCCUCUAUGGAGACACUACUAUUCCGGUACACAAGGCCUGAUUUUCGUCGUUGACUCCAGCGACACCGCUCGGAUGGAAGAGGCUCGCUCCGAGCUUCACAAGAUCAUCAACGAUCGUGAAAUGAAGGAUGCGUUGCUGCUUGUCUUCGCCAACAAGCAGGAUGUUCAGGGCCAUAUGAGUCCUGAAGAUGUCACCCAGGCACUGCAACUCACCAAGCUCAAGGACAAGCUAUGGUAUGUUGCGCCCAGUGUCGCAACGGAGGGCACUGGUAUUUUCGAGGGUCUCGCUUGGCUCUCCAACAACGUCAAAACCCAACCUCAGAAAUAA
Molecule: messenger RNA, 555 nt
Organism: Aspergillus homomorphus CBS 101889
Lineage: Eukaryota; Fungi; Ascomycota; Eurotiomycetes; Eurotiales; Aspergillaceae
Product: ADP-ribosylation factor family protein
Exons: 5
Coding region: 1-555 (184 amino acids)
Biological process (GO): vesicle-mediated transport; intracellular protein transport
Cellular component (GO): cytoplasm
Molecular function (GO): GTP binding; GTPase activity
Source: RefSeq, a predicted model, not a curated record